Saprolegnia diclina VS20 is the source of this 1302-nucleotide messenger RNA. RefSeq lists its product as hypothetical. The record is from RefSeq and is a predicted model, not a curated record. Bases 287 to 1141 code for a protein of 284 amino acids. Gene Ontology annotation, molecular function: protein binding. Lineage: Eukaryota; Oomycota; Saprolegniomycetes; Saprolegniales; Saprolegniaceae. The transcript has a single exon.
GCGGAAAUUAAAGAUUAAAUGCGUAGGGCUCGGGCUCGACCCGUGGCCAGUGGCUUGUGGUGCGGCACUGUCGAGCUCACUUUAGCUUUCCCCUUACCAUAAUCUCGUCGCGUGUUGUUUUUUCGGUCCAGAUGAUGUCCGAAUAAAUGAUACCGCGCUUGCUUUUUGGUAACCCCCCCCGACGAUGAUGCAGCAGUAGUUGCCAACGCCGCGAUGGCCUGUGCCCCCCUGAGAACCGAACUCUCGACCCAAGACUUUGACUUUACGACCUACGACACGAACAACAAUGACCACCAUGAUGAACAUGCUCCCGACGUUCCACGCGCCCCACGCCCUCUUUGGGCCCACUAGCGUGGCCUUCCACGAAGACGCGCUCGCCAACUCGCUCGAGCUGGACGACGCCGACGCGGCCAACGACAUUGACGAGUUUGCGCAGCUUCUCUCCGCCGUCGACGACGAAGAGACUGCCAACGACAUCGAUGCCUUCACCGACCUCAUCGAGUCGCUCUCCAAGGCGCAAGCCAAGGACGAUGGCUUCAGCGACGUGCCGACGUUCACCGAGACGGACCUUGACGCCCUCCUCGGCCACGACGUCGACAUGACCGCCGACCUCUGCGACGACGACGAGUCCGAUGAUGAAGACGAGGACGACGACGACGCGUCGACGACGAGCCCGCUCGACUCGGCCGCCGCGCUGUCGCACCUCGACUUUCGCACGUACCAGACGCCGAUCGACCCUCGGUGUUGCAUCAAGACGCCCGUCUUCAACAAGAUCGACCCGCGCAUCCCGCUUGCGCUCAUCCCUCGCAUGGACGUGACGUUUGGCAUGCGGGCGCCCGCCACCCUGGCGGCGCCUGCGUUCCCGACGGCUGCGCCCGCUUCGCCCAUCUCGGUCUGCUCCUCGGCGGUCGACGCGGACGAAGAAGCGUACGUGCACGACCCGGCUCGCUGCUGGGUGUGCAAGAGCAACAAGUCGGAGGCGCGCAAGAUGGUGCUGCACCGCUUCGUCGAGAAGCGCCACCGCCGCAACUGGAAGCGCGGCGCCCGGUACAAGGCCCGCUCGCGCGUCGCCUCCUCGCGUGUGCGGGAAGGCGGUCGCUUCGUGACCAAGUGCCAAUGGUUCGCCCCGAGCUACGAAUGAAAAUCCAAGAAAAUCCAAGAAACAUCAAGAAAAUCCCGAAAAAAGAAAACAAAAAAGACAUCAUGUGCAUGUAGUACUAGUUACGUAGGAAAUAUUCUCUCUCCUUGAGUUGAUGCUCGUUUCGAGCCCACUGGUCAAUAUGACUUUUGUAUUAUCUGUUC